Molecule: messenger RNA, 5148 nt
Organism: Wasmannia auropunctata (little fire ant)
Lineage: Eukaryota; Metazoa; Arthropoda; Insecta; Hymenoptera; Formicidae
Exons: 7
Coding region: 1006-5148 (1380 amino acids)
Biological process (GO): monoatomic ion transport; synaptic transmission, glutamatergic; modulation of chemical synaptic transmission
Cellular component (GO): plasma membrane; postsynaptic membrane
Molecular function (GO): NMDA glutamate receptor activity; transmitter-gated monoatomic ion channel activity involved in regulation of postsynaptic membrane potential
Source: RefSeq, a predicted model, not a curated record
ACACGCGUGCAAGGGGAGACAGGCGCAAUACAUGAGUAUGCCACGAGCGCGCUCGUGUGGACCACAGGAUGCCACAGGGGUGAAAUUUAAAGGGAGGGGCUGCUCUCGCGAAAAUGGCCGUUACGCACGGGGUAGAUCGUCCGGGGGUGGACAAGUGACGGGUGGCUCAUCGUCCGUGUCCUCCGCACCGACCAAUUGACCGAGUGCCUCGCGACGAUUGACACGGUUUACCCGAUCGACGGCUAUUAUGCGGCGGUGGCCAAAAAGCGAUCCCUGCUCUGCUCUUCUUAAACCCCCACCAGACGCGCGACCUUCUAUCCCUUCCGUCAAGAGGUAAGGUCGUCUCUGUUUUGUGCAUCCUAUACGAAACGCGUACGGAUUACAGUUUUUAUACAAUUGUGAUUUGAAAUCUCUCUCCUUCAAAAAGUGUGUGCACGUUGUGGCGCGAAUCUUUGUGCGUGUUUGUGAAAAAAAUUAUCUUGACACUUGCAAAAAAAAAAAAAAAAAUUGGAACAGGGUAACUAUCCCUGGCAGGUGAAAGAUACUGUUAGUAAUCUUUUACAUAUCAAUUAAUUAAUAUUGACAAAUUAUUGUUGAGUUCGCGUUUUCUUCGUAGUGCAUACGAAAAAAAAUUGUUUUUUUUUUUUACAUAUAUUUAUACUCCCCUUAUAUUCAUAACACAGUACAAGAUAUAUAAUUAUAAGUAUCUUGCGCUGGAAGAAUUUUUCACGAAGUAUAAUUUAAGAAUAAUUUUUGAGAUCAAUUAUACAUCGUGCACAGUAAUAUUAUAGCAGUUUCGGUAAUAUUAUCAAAAUGCUGGCAAAUAUUUGUUAAUCGAGACUUAUCUGCCACGCAUGUAUUAACAUGAUAUAUUAACGACACAUUAAAAUAAUAUUUCUCAAUGAAAAUGUUAUCUCUUGUAGAUUAGGCCCACGCUUCAGCAAUGUACAUCAAAAAAGCUAAAUAGAAAAAGAGGAAGGGGAGUAUAAGGAAAAACUGAGGAAGAUGCCUGGCUCCUAUACGGGAGUUGUAAUCCUCCUCUUGUUAGGGACUUCUGUGUCAGUAUCCGGUACAGCGGAUGCUGCCAAGUCUCUGAGAGCGGCGAAGGCCAGGCUCAGAUCGUCUUACGCAUCGUGGCGGAUAGUGGUAUGUUUAACUCAGCCUCAGACUCCUUUCAAGGCAGACGUACAGAAAGCAUGGGAGGAAGCGAGACUGGAAUCUUUUCACGCGGACAUGGAUGUGUCAUAUAUAGAAACAAGGAUGGCACCCAUGACAGAUUCCUUGUUAUAUCCCUUGAAUGUGUUAAGCAAAUUUUGUACAGACAUCGAAGGCGGAAAGACAGUAUUAAGCCUUAUUAUAGGGGGAGGAUCGGCAGCCAGAUUUCUCGUUACGGCUGCUGCCGCCUUGAACCUUCCAGCUCUGUGGUUACCGUUUACGCACAGAGAUUUUCUUCGUCAGGGAAAUCUUGGUCGGUUCGAGAACCGUAUCGGGUCGAGCCCCAAAGAGGUCGGAGCAGCGGCUGCCGCUUUAAUGAAUCGGGCUAACUGGCAUGCGUUUACUCUCCUCAUCGACACCACCCUCCUACCCGUCACCCAUCUUUUGCAAACGAAUCAGCCAACGCUGACACCUCGCGCGAUUAUACACCUCCCGACGAACGACAGAACUCUGAGACUAAGGCUGAGGCGGGUAGCCGAGGAGAACGGCAGCGGCGGGGUCGUAGUGAUGGCCUGCGAUCUGAACAACGCCCGGAAGAUUCUCGGUGCAGCUGGCAAGUUUGAGAUGCUCUCGGGCAGAUUCUUAUGGCUCUGGCUGGAUCUCAAGGCGGAGCUGCGACCGAACGAGCCCAACAUCAUCAGUUCGCACCUCCUUCACAGUUCGCGUGUCGCCGUUGCGUCCAACGAGAAUUCACCGCUGUUGGAGCGAACGACGAAUCUCGCGUCGGACGAUAAGCCGCUACCGCCGAUGAAUCCGCUGCCGAGUCUGGCCAACGACAUACAUCGGUUGCAGGAGUACAGAUGGCGAGACGAGAGGAUCAUGACCAAGCGGGAGGACAAGGGCUUCAAUUUCGACGACGAGGAGGAUGUCGUGAGACUCGCGAGUGACAGGGAGCUCAAUUCCAAGAGUUUCAUGCCGAUCGGGAUGCUCGCGCUCAGGCCGUCCGGUAUCAAGAUCAUGGGCGGCGACACCAUACUGACGAGAAUGCUGAGGGAAACUUCGCAGGCGUUGGACGAGACCUUCCUGGAAACGAAGACGAGAUUGAGUCGUAUGCGCGAAGCGCAGCUCAAAGAGCACUUCGUACCGGAAUGCUUCCCGGAACGCAAUCCUAAAUUUAUGACGAGCGACGCGAGGGAGAAUGUAUCUGCGAUCCUGACGAGCAAACUGAGGAAAUCCAUGGGACAAAUCUCCAAGGACAAGGCAGAGUUCCAACUGCUGAAUUUGCAAGCCGUCAGGUUUCCCGGAAAUAAGACUCAAUUGAGGUGGACCAAGGUCGGCACUAUCAAGGGAGGCAGGGAAGUCCGUUUGGAUACCAUAAUCUGGCCGGGUGGCGGCAUUAUGCCGGCGUAUCUCGAGCAGGGCGGCGAGAAAAUCGGGAUGCCGAUUUAUCGUAUCGUGACCGUGCUGGCGUCGCCGUUCACCAUGGUCACGAGUCUGCAAGAGGGUUUCUGUUUGCGCGGCCUCACCUGCCGGCAGGGUAAUGCCGUGGUGUGCUGCUACGGCCUGAGUAUGGACCUGCUGUCCUUGGUAGCGCGCGAGCUCGGAUUCCGUUUCGAUCUGUACCUGGCGGAGGACGGGCUGUUCGGCAAGCAGAACAGCCGGAACGGCUCGUGGAACGGCGUGAUGGGUGAGCUGGCGUCCGGCCGAGCACAGCUGGCGUUCGCGGCCUUGAGCGUGUCCACCCAUCGUGCUAAAGUGGUGGACUUCACCACGCCGUACUACUUCAGCGGCGUGAGCUUUCUCACGGCGCCGAAGCUACGUUCCGAGAUACCGCUAUUCGCGUUUCUGUUCCCGUUCAGCACGCAGCUGUGGAUCGCCGUGUUCACGUCGCUGAAUCUCACCGCGAUCGCCGUCGCGAUCUACGAGUGGCUCAGCCCGUUCGGCUUGAAUCCCUGGGGCAGGCAGCGUAGCAAGAACUUCUCCAUCGCCUCCGCGCUGUGGGUGAUGUGGGGCCUCCUGUGCGGCCACCUCGUGGCCUUCAAGGCGCCAAAAUCUUGGCCUAACAAGUUCCUUAUCAACAUUUGGGGCGGCUUCUCCGUUAUCUUUGUGGCCUCGUACACGGCUAACAUAGCCGCCCUUAUCGCCGGUCUCUUUUUUCACUCUGCAGUGAGCAAUUAUCACGAUAAAAGCCUGUUGUCACAAAGAGUUGGCGCACCGAGAGCUUCCGCGGCCGAGUAUUACGUGCAGAAAGCGAAUCCGGAGUUAUGGUCCCACAUGGCUCGUUACUCCUUGUCGGACGUUGCCGAGGGCGUGGAAAAAUUGAGAAACGGCACUCUGGACAUACUGAUCGCGGACACGCCGAUUCUGGAUUAUUACCGGGCGACCGACAACGGUUGUCGCUUGCAGAAAAUCGGCGAUACUAUCAACGAGGAUACUUACGCAAUCGCGCUUACGAGAGGACAUCCUCUGAAGGAGAGCAUAUCUAAAGUUGUAGCGAAUUACACGAGCAACGGGCUGCUUGACAUUCUGCAGGAAAAAUGGUAUGGCGAGCUACCUUGUCUGAGCGGUCGACCAGGGAUGGAGUUAGAUUUCGAGCCGGGUGGUCAACCCAGGCCACUGGGAGUCGCAUCCGUGGCCGGGGUGUUUUGCCUACUCGGGAUGGGCGUGGUGCUCGGUACCAUUAUACUGGUGGGAGAACAUCUCUUCUACAAGUACACGCUGCCGCGAUUACGGCACAGACCGGAGGAUUCCAUCUGGCGUAGUCGCAACGUCAUGUUCUUCUCGCAGAAGCUGUACAGGUUCAUCAACUGCGUGGAGCUGGUCUCGCCGCAUCACGCCGCCCGCGAAUUGGUGCACACGGUGCGACAGGGCCAGAUCGCGUCGCUCUUCCAGAAGAGCGUCAAACGAAAGGAACACGAACAACGUCGCAGACGUAAGAGCAAAGCGCAAUUCUUCGAGAUGAUUCAAGAAAUCCGAAGAGUACAACAGGAAGAGAAGAUCGAGGCGGUAUCCGAGGAGACUGAUGCCAGCAAGACGAAAAAGGAUGAGAAAAAGGACGAGAAGCUGGGAAAAGGUAGAGAGAGGAGUCGCAGCAAGAGUCCGCUGAUGCCUCGAAGCCCCAAGCGAUCGGAGAAGAGUAGGAGCUCGACGAACCUGUCGGCAUCUCGUCUCGGAUUGUCGCCGGUGAGUCUCGACGCGCCGAUGAAGCCGCGGGAGUUCACGCUCAGCAGCACCAAUUUACGCGCGAGAAGCCCGCUAGAGACGGUAGGCCGUAGAUUGAGCCACGGGGACGGCGGUUCGCCGCCGCCGCGUCUCGGCUCUUUCGGCGGCAGCGCCACUCUGCGCCCGUUAGCACCCGCCAGAAGCGACUCGACACCUGGCGGUGGCACGCCGACCGUUCGCCGUGAUUCCGCCGCCGGGGGUGGCGGCGUGCCGACGCCGAGAUACCCUCGUAGUCCGGCCAAGCGGGGCCAGUCCUUCCCGGUGUUCGCCACCCUGAGACCGCCACACUCGGCCGGCUACCAAGCGUCCAGGAGUCCGCUCUUGUCACCGAACAGCGAGCUCACAUCCGCUCACAUCGGGAGGAAACUGUCGCGCGAGUGGGGUUCCGGGACAAUUGACCUCACCAGGUCGUCGGAGGCUAUAGGCAGCACUAGUGGCGGCGGCGGCAGCGGAGGUGGUGGUGGUGGUGGUGGUGGUGGUCGUGGUUCAACGUACACCCUGAAUCAGGAAAUGACGCUUUCCUUGAGUCGUUCCGCGGGCGAGGAGAAGGCUCAGGAGGAAGCGUUGCCGAUCAAGAAGCCCAUACGGCGCGCCAGGAGUCACGAGAAUCGAGACAACAGUAAGCUGAUGGCGGAUCUGCCGUCGCCGAGAUUGACCCAGCCAGUGGUGGGCGGCCAGUUCGUGAGCGAGCGAACCAAGAAGCAGCUGGACUCCGAGCUGAAGGCCAUUUUAACUGCCAGGGCCCACCACCGCGACCUGCAUCCCCCUUGA